Molecule: messenger RNA, 807 nt
Organism: Lodderomyces parapsilosis
Lineage: Eukaryota; Fungi; Ascomycota; Pichiomycetes; Serinales; Debaryomycetaceae
Exons: 1
Coding region: 1-807 (268 amino acids)
Source: RefSeq, a predicted model, not a curated record
AUGUUUCACAGAUCAGUAUACUCCACGCUUCUACUGUUCAAAGUACGAGCUGUUGUACCAAACACAUUGCUCAAAUCAUUCACUACAACUUCCCAGCGCCUAAUACAGAACCCAUUUAACGCCAAAUCUUUUAAAUCUAAUGAUUCCAAUGUCGAUACCGAUGAAUUGAUUAGUGAAAAUAAUCCUUGGUCACCUACUUUGGAAGAUGAUCCAAUAUAUGUGCAAGAAAGACACAAAAUUUCCAAGACUAAAUUACCUGAAUGUUAUAGACUAUCAUACAAUCCAAUAUAUGAAGCACCAGCAGCUAAAUAUGUUUCCAUAUUGAAAAGAUUAACUCUAAGUUUUGGCGUUGUUGGUUUAUAUGGAUCCAAAUUGAUUUAUGAAUCGACUCAAUUUGAUGAUUCAUUUGCAUAUACAUUAUUGGCUGGUACUAUAAUACCAAUCAUUUUAGUUCAAUGGAAGACCAAAGACUAUGUUACUAGAAUAUUCAGACUAUACAAUAAAGAAGUUCCUCAGACAUUGGAUAAUUUGAUCAAAGAUGAAAACUUGAUUAUGGAAAAAUUGAAUUUCACUGGUGGAAAGACGUAUAACGAGUUGUUAAAGAUUACUGAGAACAAAUCAUUAGUGAUUUCACCCCAACACAAGUUUUGGAAACCGUAUACUACAUGGGAGGAAAAGAGCGACAAAGAUGGAUCUAGAAGGGAGUUUUAUAUUGUUGAUGACAUUGGUGGUAUUAAAAUGGAUAGGCUAUGGGGAAUUGUUGAAAAAAACAGUGGCAUCAACAAUGGAAGAUCGUUUUUUGAGUAA